This is a messenger RNA of Sphaeramia orbicularis (orbiculate cardinalfish), 2819 nucleotides long. It is a transcript of the gene nup107, whose product is annotated as nucleoporin 107. Gene Ontology annotation, cellular component: nuclear pore outer ring; nuclear pore. The transcript is spliced from 28 exons. The coding region runs from base 1 to 2727 and encodes 908 amino acids. Gene Ontology annotation, molecular function: structural constituent of nuclear pore. Gene Ontology annotation, biological process: post-transcriptional tethering of RNA polymerase II gene DNA at nuclear periphery; mRNA export from nucleus; protein import into nucleus. The record is from RefSeq and is a predicted model, not a curated record. NCBI's taxonomy places the organism in Eukaryota, Metazoa, Chordata, Actinopteri, Kurtiformes, Apogonidae.
AUGGACUGGGGUCAGAGUGAGCUGCCAUCUCCAGUUGUUCGAGAUGAUGAGGUGACAAUUGCUGCCCGCAGGAGGAGGAAGAAGGUGGCCUUCCCAUCACCAGGCAGUGGCAGUCCCACUGCAUCUGCAGUUACACCAGCCCGCUCUCUGCUGAAGAACACACCUGCAUCAUUGUUCAGACAGGCGGUGACACCCAGAGUCCCAGAUGUUUCCUCCAUUUUGGGUCCUGGAGGUCGGACGCCUCGAUACAUGCAUACACCCAGAAGUGUACAUGGCAGUAUGAAUCUGGAUGAGAGUGAUUGGACCAACAGCAUGUACACAUCACCUGUGUCAGGACUGGAGAACACCAGCUUCUUCACAGAUGAUAUUGCCAACUUAAGCUCUGCCUUAUUAAAGGAAGACGACCCAGGAGAGGCUGCGGCUGCCAGUCUUUUCCCAGAGUUCCUGGCUUCCUUUCUGAAACAUUCUUCCUCUGCAGUGUUUGAACUUCUGGAGGAUUACCAAAAUGUUUGCCAGGAAAAGGUGGACGUGUUGCAGUCUGUUGUCCUCAGAGCAGGUCAGAACAGUAAAACGGCAGGAGUCCGGUGGCUGCUGCAGCAAGAGAGUUGCACCUGGAGGCUGAUCAGCUCACUGUACAGAGAUAGGGUUCAGUUGGCGCUGGAAGAUGACAUUAUGACAGAUCUUGGUGUUCCUAGUGAGAGCGAGAAGGUUGUGGUGGAACAGCUGUUUCAGCGAGAUGCAGUCAUACGACAAAGCCAGCUGGUUGUUGAUUGGCUGGAGAGCAUUGCCAAGGAUCAAAUUGGAGACUUUUCCGAUAAUAUAGAAUACUAUGCCAAGAAUGUGUGUUGGGAGAACACUCUCCAUGCCCUGAAGCUGAGGAGGAAGAGUGGUGCUGCCUUCACUGUUCCUCUGGUCACUGAGCUGGACCCAGACGCUCCCCUCCGGCAGCAGCGUCCCCUGGCUGAUCUUGACAGAGAGGACGAUGCUCGACUUCUGAAGAACCUGUUCACCCUCAUUAGAGCAGGCAUGACAGAGGAGGCUCAGAGGUUGUGUAAGCGCUGUGGUCAGGCCUGGAGAGCAGCUACUCUAGAAGGCUGGAAACUGUAUCACGACCCAAACAUGACAUCAGUGAGUUCAGAGCUGCAGCCGGUUGAAGGAAACCCACAAAGAGGGAUCUGGAAAGCCUGCUGCUGGAGGAUGGCUGAGGAGGAGCAGUUAAACAGAUAUGAGAGGGCAAUCUACGCCAGCCUGAGUGGAAACCUCAAACCGCUCCUUGUGGUGUGUGAAUCAUGGGAAGACUGCGUUUGGGCGUAUUUCAGAGUAAUGGUUGAUUCGCUGGUUGAAAAGGAUCUGAUGUCAUCAGGCAUGGCCCACCAGGAAGUGGAAACAUUACCACGAGAAUAUCUGGAGGCCAAUUGGACAAUGGAAAAAGUAUUUGAGGAACUUCAAGCCUCAGAAUUAAAGAGGGUGCUGGAGGAGAACAGAGAGCAUUACCACGUCAUCCAGAGGUUUGUGAUCUUGGGAGACCUGGACGGUCUGUUGGAUGAGUUCUCUGAUUGGCUGACAUCCUCUAAACCCCUCCCCUUCCACCUGCUGCGUUUCAUGACUCACCUCCUGCUGUUUUUCCGCUCUUUGGGUUUGGCACUGAAGGAGGAUGUUUGUGUGGAUGUGUUGAAGGCAUAUGUCUCCCUGCUGAUUCGGGAUCAGCAAACUGACCUUGUGGCAAGCUAUGUUAGUCAACUACCAGCUGAUCUUGCUACUGCACAGUACGCCACAUUCCUAGAAACCAUUAAUCAGCCAGAGCUCCGCCCUCGCUGCCUGCAACUUGCAACUGAAGCAGGCCUGGAUGUGGCUGCAAUAACCAAACUUGUGGUGGAGACUGUGAGAGAGAGAGAUGAGACGGAGUUUACACACCAUAACCAGGCUCUAGAGAGUGGAACUACAAAGGAGGAUGAAAGGAAGAUAGAUGUCAUUGACUGGCUGCUGUUUGAUCCUGCCCAUCGAGCAGAGGCCCUAAAACAGUCCAACGCCAUCAUGAGGAAGUUUCUGGCUCUGCAGAAGCAUGACGCAGCCAAGGCAGUUUUCUCUAAAGUUCCUGAGGAUUCAAUGAGGGAGAUUUACUGCCAGUGGACAGGCCUCAGUGAGAACACGUCCCUACCUGCUGAGGAUGAGAAUGCCAUCAGAGAACACCUAUGUAUCAGAGCCUAUCUGGAAGCCCACGAAGCCUUCACCGAUUGGUUUAGCCACAGUAGCUCUGCCCCGCAGAAGCCAACACCUGCCCCUGAGGCCAAAUUCACAGAGCGUGUGGCCAAUGAGAUGAGGGAGAAAGAGUACCAGGCUGCUCUGUCUGCAUGGUCUUGCCGUUUGGACGUUCUGACUGAAGAUGUGAAAGAAAGAAUCUACAACGUGUUGCUAUUUGUAGAUGGAGGAUGGAUGGUCGACAACCGACAGGAUUCAGAGCAGGACUCAGAUCGCAGCCACCAGAUGACAGCGCUGCGGUCUCUUUGUCUGCCUCGCCUCAGUUUCCUGCUGCUCAGCGUGCUGCAGAACUCGUCCAGACACCAGGAGGCGCUACGACUAGCUGACAUCAUCUCAUCUGACCAGCAUAGUCUCUACCAGGUUUUCUCCAAAGAAGAACUGAGGAGGUUUCUUCAGAAGUUGAGGGAGUCUUCUCUUGCUUUGCUAGACCGAGGGCUUGAUCCACUGGGAUACGAGUUACAACCAUAAAUACACACACACAGAGAACAGUGUUUUAUCGCUGUGGUUUUUCUUAUUGUGUUGUUCACUUUUUUGCAAAAUAAAAGUAUGUGUUUCUUGUA